Molecule: messenger RNA, 3468 nt
Organism: Salvelinus sp. IW2-2015
Lineage: Eukaryota; Metazoa; Chordata; Actinopteri; Salmoniformes; Salmonidae
Source: RefSeq, a predicted model, not a curated record
AUGCAGGAAUGGCCCAACCCUGUUCUCCUGAAGCAGCCAGAGGACUGCAACCUGAACCUGCCAGUCUGGGACCCCAGGGUGACCCCCAGUGACCGGUAUCACCUGAUGCCCAUCAUCACACCAGCCUACCCCCAGCAGAACUCCACCUACAACGUCUCUGCCUCUACACGUGCCGUCAUGGUGGACGAGUUCAAACAGGGUCUGUCCAUCACAGAUGAAAUUUUGCAGAGUAAAGCAGAGUGGUCCAAACUAUUUGAAGCACCAAACUUCUUUCAGAAAUACAAGCAUUAUAUUGUGUUGCUAGCGAGCGCCCCCACCGAGAAGCAGCACCUGGAGUGGGUUGGUCUGGUUGAGUCUAAGAUCAGGAUCUUAGUAGGAAACCUGGAGAAGAAUGAGUUCAUAACGUUGGCCCAUGUCAACCCCCAGUCAUUCCCCGGACCCAAGGAAAGCAGGGAGAAAGAGGAGGUCAGCACCAUGUGGGUGAUAGGGGUUAUCUUUAAGAAGAUGGAGGCAUCAGAGAACCUCAACGUUGACCUAACCAUUGACAUCCAGUCCUUUACUGACACAGUGUACCGGCAGGCGAUGAACAGCAAGAUGUUUGAGGCGGACAUGAAGAUCCAGGCCAUGCAUGUGAAGAGGAGACAACUUCACCAGCUACUGCCCAACCUGGUCAUGCCCAAACGCAGGAAGCACUCGACAGAGGGGCUUCGUCAGAUGAAUGACAGUAGUCUGGACCUAUCGUUGGACAGCGACAACAGUAUGUCAGUGCCGUCCCCCACGGCCUUGCCAGCCACUGUGCCCACGUCAACCCCAGUGAAGUGUGGCCCACUAGGUCCCCCUCCAAGUCCCAUGGCGGCUGCAGCCAGCCAGCCUGAGGCCCCGGCUGUGAAGAGACCUGGCUCCCCUACGCAGGAAGACAGGAAGAGGUUAAAAUCAGAUGCUGAGGAUUCAGCCAUUGAGAAGAAGCCUUCAGGAGACCCAGUCCCCACAAGCCUGACCCCCUCUCCUCCGCCCACCAUGGGCCCCCCAGCGGCCCCCCAGACCUCUCGCCAGGAGAUGCUGGAGGAGGAGGACCCCUCCCCGGUCCCAGAGACUAGGACAACAGAGGAUGGUGCAGCUGCUGGAGAGGAGUGCACCACUGUGGAGACACAGGUCAGUGAGGACAGGAUGUCUGAGGAGAUGCAUGCUUCUGAAGGGGAAGGCAAGAUGGAGGCAGAUAUUAAGCGAAUGGUCAGUGCGGACCUGUCUGAUGUGCCCCUCCUGCCAGCCAACCCAAUUCCAGUGGUCAAGAACUCUAUAAAGCUUCGCCUCAGCAGGUAGGAGAGAGGACAGACAGACGCAUCUACUCGCCUCCCCGGCCCCCAUACCCUGAACUCUACUGUGGAUGUCCUAAGACAUUCUCAGUCCUCUGCGGAAUGCCCACAGUGCUGCAGAUAAAGACAGACAGACAACACAGGCGACUAGACAGACGUCACUCUUUUCAACCAGGGACAUUGUCAGUUGACAUGUAGGACGUAGCUGCAACUGUCUCCACAAGAGGGCGAUGUUGCUCUUCUGCUGAAUUCUCCUAGGUGGCUUCCAACCUAUACCUUACUGGUUAAAGGGUAGAAGUCGUCCCAUAGACACAGAUCUAGGAUCAGCACACCUUCCCCUGAGUCUUAGUAAAACACAAAACGGACCCGAGAUCACCAUGUCGGCAUCUUCAUCCUACUCCUUCCAAAGCUGCUGGUUACCAGGAAUACACAACGUGACAUAGAGAUGUCAUCUUUCCUGUGCAUGCAGACGUGUGUUCUGUGCGUGUAUGUGGAUGCUCAUUGGUUCUCUCUCUUCUUCGCUCCUCUUUGUGUUGUCCAGAGAACAGACGAUGACGGAACAAGUUCUGACUAAUGAUAUUGGGAUUUCUUUGUCCCAGUGGUUUACGGUGUGUGUGUGUGUGAGUGAAGCACCUUGGUAUGAUGUCAAAACGUACUUUGAGUAAUAAAGAAGAGCAGAACGGAAAAUGAAGAUUGGGUCAGUGGUGUUAGAUGUCUUCCUGUUACCGUUGUGAUAUACUGUAGUGUAUAACAGAUGACAGGUUGCGUCAAAGGUAGUACACUAUUAAAGGGAAUAGGGUGCCAUUUGGAACGCCCAAGCUAAUCACUGUCGGUCAGUCAACUGUUGGGAUGUGAGGUGGCCUUUGGGGUUGUAUGGAGAUGUAUAGAAAAGGGUAUGAGGAUGUUUGAGAUGCAUCUAAAAGACAUGGACACAGUCAGACACAUGCAGCUCACGCUCGCUAAAGGAACUAGCUCAGGUUUGAGAACAUACACAAUAACUUUGACCAAAAACAGCUCACAACUUCUGUGCGAACAGAAUAGCUUAGUCUCUUCAGGAUAGUUUCCUGUUUUAUUAGUCGUAUGUACAGGAUACACAUGGAAAACAUCGUCUGACAAAAUGCUAACUGGUUCCUCCUGGACAAUGCAACAACAAUAAUAACUAAUAAAAGAUAAGAAUAGGAACAUGAAGUAGAUGGCUCAGUAGAAUAGAACAACUUUUUUUUUUUUUUGAAAUCAUAAGUAUAAUAACAGGAUGUCACAAUUUAUAGUACAAUAUUUGGACAGGGUAGGAUAGUCAAUAGCGAUACAGGUUAAGAGUUGAGUUCUACAGGAAGGUUCAGAUUAUAUCAGAGGAGUGCUAUGGCUGGCAUAUUGAGUGGAGAAGUGGUCUGGUGUCUGAGUAGACCAUUUAGUUAUAUAUGCAUAGAAUUAGAAUGAAUAGAACGGGCGUACUACCUCUGACCAUUCUAUUCAUUCUGAUUCUAUGUUUACAUGCAUUGUACAGUAACUGUUAGUGUCAUGUACCAAAAACAUUAAAAUGAUGAAAAACAAUGCUUUUUCUUUUGCGUGGCACAUAUAAGACUUGAGCUUUCGCAUUGAUGGAUUAUUUGAAUGUUGCAUAAAGUGGUUGCGAUUUGAAUAGAAAUAUAAUUACUCAACCAUCACACAGAAGGUUAAGAGCACCAGGUUAAGAGCACCAAUGUUCUUUGUUGGCUAUUAAUUUCUGAUUUACUAGGUCAUAACAUAAUUGGAAUGUGCAAGAAUAGUCGACGGGUUGAAAAGUUGAUAGUAUUGUUAGAGAACGACGCAACAGUUAUUUUUGGUUCACUGUUUUUUUGAAAAGUUUUAAAACAACGUGUACUGAAUUUUCACUUUCUCAAUAUUUUGUUGAUGUAUUAACAAAAUGUAGCUUUUGUCUCGAUUGUUUUGUGCUAAUUGUGUGGGACUCGUAUGUUAACGAUGAAUCUGAAUUUAGACCACUGUCAACCUAUGGUGCGUUAAUCUACAUGAAUAGAUACUUUUCUUCAAUGACGAAACAUUAUUUCCCGUUCUUACAAUGCUCUUUUUCAGUUAAGUUUUUUCUUGGGUGUAUUUGUAAGGACGAGGUAUUGUACUUUUUUCCCCUCAAAAAUAAAGCUCUACGUUGUUGCAAAGA